This is a messenger RNA of Stomoxys calcitrans (stable fly), 1240 nucleotides long. RefSeq names its product protein FAM177A1. Lineage: Eukaryota; Metazoa; Arthropoda; Insecta; Diptera; Muscidae. The record is from RefSeq and is a predicted model, not a curated record. The transcript is spliced from 2 exons. The coding region runs from base 166 to 600 and encodes 144 amino acids.
UAAAUGUAAUGGCAAGGAUUUGUAAACAAACAGACCACCAACCAACCACCAAACCAGAAGCUAUAAAAAACUGAAUAGUUGAAUAGUAAUAACAGAAUAGUAAUAACAAUUAAACAACUUCAUUUUUCUAAAGCAACAGAAAUUCCAAAGCCAAAAACAUCGUACAUGGAUGACAAAAUUGAAGAAUGUGACAAUGUCACUGCGUUGGAAUUACAAAAGAGUAAACGGAUUUUACAUUUUAGCGAUGGUAUAUUAGAAGAGUUUUCGGACAGCGAUGAGGAAACUGUUGAUGCCACAGACAUGGAGAUAGAUGUGAAAUCAUGGCCUUUAGUGCCCCGCAUUAAAUAUCAGGUGUACCAGGCAGGAUGUAAGUUUUUAAAUGGCAUUGAUUAUGUUGGAGGUGGACUAGCAAAUUUUUUGGGAAUUACAACACCAAAAUUUGUCAGCGAAUCGGAUAUAAAGGCUGUUUAUGAAGGCAAUAGAAAAAUUGACGAGGACAACGAGAAUGUGACUGCUUGGAAUCAAAACAACAAUAACACUCCAAAUAUGGUCGUUACAAGGUGUCCACAAUCUAGUAUGUCACAAGUUUCAGCUUCAUAAAAAGACGUUGCAGCUGAAUGCCUAUUAAAGGCAUUAUUGCUCAAUGAGUCAGACGAACGAAGCGACUUACAAUAAGUAUUUCUAAAAAUACAUAAAACAUUCUAUUCUACCACAUAAUUCUCCGAAAUCAAUUAUUUCGGUUUUAGUGUACUUAAGUAUUUAUUAUCACUUGAUUUUUGAAAGACGAAUACGAAGACAAAGAGCGAUAAGAGCCACUAACCUAAAAUACAGAAUAGCCAAAAAAUGGUGCAAAUUAUUAUAAAAAAAAAAAGAUUUACCAAAACUAUUUAUAUUUAUAUGCUUAAGAUAUAGCAUAUGAAAACUAAACAAUCAGUUAUUAUAUUUAAAUAAUCUUUUCUGAAACAUUCAUACAUAAAGUUUAAGAGAUAUUUGUUUGUCUAGCAUAAAACUGCAUUUAAUGACAAGCGAAAAUAGUAUUAAAUAGAAGUUUAGACUUAGAAAUAAAUUUUUGUUUCGCUCUUAACUAUUUAAAACAAAUUAUUAAAGUUUUUUAAGUAAGUAUUCUCGCCUCAUAACUAUUUUUCAUAUAACGAUUGAUUUUGGCCGCCCUAUGAAACGUAGAUUGCCUGUCGACCAGACACCACAUGAUAAGAAUAGAGGGCUAGAAUUGUAUGAUUAU